AUGGACGAUAUGAAACCAAUGCCCGAGCCUUUCACAAAGGCUACACGCUCACUUGGCCCUUACAUCAAGCAAAGACACGAGGUUGCACAGAUACGCCGGAUAUUAGCUUCCCAUCUCAGUUCUCACGUGAGUCAGGACGGAGAUCAUUCUUUGUCUCGACCUAUAUCAUUAGUAGAUACGACCUGCAAUGUGGAUAUAGCACCCCAUGGCGUGAGAGGGCUUCAGAAGGAGUACCUGCGGUGUGUACGAGCCAACGUCAAGGCACAGAGGGACUACGCCGAGAUCAGUAAACAGCAUCGGCUUGGACGCGACGAUGAAUAUGUCAAAGGGCUGAAGGAGACCUCUACCGAUGAUGUAUCGUGUAUGGAAUCUUUCCUCAAGCUUGUGAGCCAACGGCAAAAGUAUGAGCGACUGCGUAUUGUUCAGGACUAUAUGGAUGCCCUCGCUCAAAAACCUGCGGCUUCAGCCGAACAUCUAGAUCCACAACUGGUCCUUCAGGAUGUUGAAACUCUGCCCAAAGUGCCUUCAGAAGUGCUGAACAGCGCUGAUACAACCCAGGGAUUAUCAGGAGUCAACAUAGAAGAACUUGUUGACCAGCUUGCGAAAUCCGUUCUCCGCGCCAAAAUGCUUCUGAAGAGAGAGCAGAUCCUGCUUGGUAGAGUCAAAGCUGAGAAUUCGUUAGCGCCUGGCUGUCGUGGAAGCCGUCUCGAAGCAGUAGGAAUGACUCGGUCAGCGUUGAUCAAUUGGAUCGAAGCCGAGUUAUCAAGGGCCGGAGACAGCAGUCCUGAAUCUGAAAUUGCAACUUCGACUAGCCCGGACAAGAGAGGAAAGCAAUUCAUCGAUUCCGAACUCUCGUCGAUUCAUAGACAGUAUUCACGAUACACCAAGGCAAGACAGUCCUUGAUCAAUGCUGCAACAGGACGACUGGACGCGACAAAUAUUACAAAGAGCUUAGACGAGCAGGAGGAAUCUCCCAAGGCGAAAGAGGAGACUUACGCACCCAGUGGUAUCGAAGUCACAUAUCCCUACCUUGAAAAUAUGGUCUCUGUUCUGAAUGAGCAAAAGGCAAUGAUCCAGCAAAAGUCACAUCUCUGUAUCAGCCUCUCGAAACAACUGAAAGAAGCCAACCAAGGUCUAGAUCGCCUCGCCGAUGAGAGUCACCUGUUGCCAGCACAUCCCAUGCCAUCAAUCAAGAAACAGCGCCAUGGCUUAGAGGGACCCAUCUCUUUUGGGGACGAGAUUUCAAAUCACGAAAAGCCGGACUCGUCCCUGCGAGCUCGUGAAUGGGCACACGCAGCUCAAUCGGCUGGUCACAGUACAAAAAUUGUUGUAUCGGAAAAGUUGGAUGAAGGCGGCGUGGCUCUCGAAGAGGCUGGCCAGACAUUAUUAGAGUUAAAACGUCUUCUUGGGGCCGACAUUGUAGUCGGGGAGAGGUUUGGCAAGGGGAUAGGUGAACUAGGAGCCACCGAGAAAUCAAAAGAUAUAUGGGCCGUUCUGGAUGGGAACUUGGGUGUCAUCAAAGCGGAUGGUUCCGAUUAA
Molecule: messenger RNA, 1539 nt
Organism: Drepanopeziza brunnea f. sp. 'multigermtubi' MB_m1
Lineage: Eukaryota; Fungi; Ascomycota; Leotiomycetes; Helotiales; Drepanopezizaceae
Source: RefSeq, a predicted model, not a curated record